Thrips palmi is the source of this 2710-nucleotide messenger RNA. It is a transcript of the gene Lac, whose product is annotated as lachesin. NCBI's taxonomy places the organism in Eukaryota, Metazoa, Arthropoda, Insecta, Thysanoptera, Thripidae. Gene Ontology annotation, cellular component: neuron projection. The record is from RefSeq and is a predicted model, not a curated record. Bases 166 to 1269 code for a protein of 367 amino acids. The transcript has 8 exons.
GGCUUUUAUCCAUCUGCCUCAGUUCGUCGAUAAAAAUGAGACUUGGUGACUCAAAGCCACUGUGCUGACUUUAAGGGUUGAAAGUGGUUGACGCCUUGCCGUGACAGUUCCAGGAUCGUUUGUUGUUAGGAGGUCCUAGUGCUUCCAGGUUUGGAAGCCGUUGCGAUGGGUGCGACUAUGCUGUAUGUCGCAUUUUCUGUGUUCACGUUAUGCUGUAUUAAUUCAGGGUUGGCACAACGAACCCCCACUAUAUCAUACAUUUCUCAAGAACAAAUUAGGGACAUUGGAGGUACUGUGGAGCUUAUUUGCUCUGUUCAGUAUGCCCCAGAAUACCCCGUCUUGUGGAUGAAAGUCGAUCGCAACAGACAAUCUGACCCAUUACCAAUCUCAACUGGAAGCUCUCUCAUCAUUCGUGAUUCACGAUUCACCAUGCGUCAUGACACUGCCAGUUCGACAUAUGUUCUGCUGAUCAAAGAUAUUCAAGAAACUGAUGCAGGGUACUAUCAAUGUCAAGUCAUCAUUUCUGUAAUCAACAAAAUAUCAGCUGAGGUAGAGCUUCAAGUACGGCGUCCCCCUGUUAUUUCUGAUAACUCUACCCGUUCAGUUGUUGUGAGUGAGGGUCAACCUGUACGCCUGGAGUGCUACUCGAAUGGCUGGCCCAUUCCUCGCAUUUCAUGGCGCAGAGAAAACAAUGCCAUUCUGCCAACCGGAGGAUCUAUUUACAAGGGUAAUGUGAUGAGAAUUGCUCAGAUCCGCAAGGAAGACCGAGGUACCUACUAUUGUGUUGCUGAAAACGGAGUUGGGAAAGGUGUUCGGCGUAACAUUGCUGUGGAGGUUGAGUUUGCGCCUGUGAUCACUGUUCCUCGGCCUCGACUGGGUCAGGCUUUACAGUAUGACAUGGAUCUUGAGUGUCACAUUGAAGCAUACCCACCCCCUGCCAUUGUCUGGGUCAAAGAUGAUAUUCAGCUCUCCAAUAACCAACAUUACCUAAUUUCCCACUUUGCUACAGCCGAUGAGUUUACUGACACCACUAUUCGUAUCAUUACUGUUGAGAAGAGACAGUAUGGUCAGUAUGUGUGCAAAGCUGCCAACAAACUUGGAACUGCCGAGAAGCAAGUGGAGCUGUUCGAAACUAUCAUUCCCAUUUGCCCCCCUGCUUGUGGAACAAAAAGCUAUGCAGGUGCUGCUGCAAUCACUACAAGUGUGGCGCUUGUCGUCAUCGCUGCUACUCUUGCCUUUUACCAUCGAAACUUCAACACCAGAUAUUAGGUACAGGUUAUUUAUUACCUGGAAUCGAAGCCAGCAAACCUCUUCCUUCUCCUGCUACAAAGUAGGGACAUUCAUCAUCAUGUCAAAUUUAAUAUUCAGACAAUUCAUCCAACCAGGCUAAGGCUGUUAACAAAGAAAUGAUAUAGUGCAGUCUUAUCUAAUUCAAGAAAUGGUUGUGAUGUGCAUUGUAAUGUGAUGUGUUCUGUUUUUUAGUCAACUAAUUUUUGUUUGUUUGUCUUGUUUUGUUUAAAUUUGAGAGGUGUACCCAUUUUGAUCAACUUUUUAAGCUUAAGUUAAUUGAAUCUGUAACUUGUAUCAUAUUUGUGAAUAUCCCCCUCCUCUUUUUUUAGUGUAAAAAGUACCCAUUUAUUUUCUGGGUAGUAUCUAAUCAAUGGAAAUCAUGUUCUUGCUUCUGUACUAAUGUCAUUUUUGUUUGUUUGAAUGUUUAAAUUUUUGACAUGUUCUGAACAGUUAAAAUCCAGCAACAGUAUUUUGCUGUUAUGAAGACUGAAUGAUAUUUUUAAUCUUGCAAAUUUUUCAUAACUGAGAUUUGGACCAAGUUUUAACUUUUUUAUGACAAAGGCAGUCUGCAGUAUGCUGUGUAGCUCUAGUGUUUUCAUUCCAUUUCAAUACUGCUUAAGUAUCUAGCACUAUUUACAGGGCCUUAUUCCAUAUGGUUGUGAUAGAACCGUCCUGCAAACAGCAUUUUUUGCUUAAGCAUUCCAGUUAUUUCUUUUGAUAAUAGUGUGUUGUAUAUUGUUUUUAUUUAACCUGACAAACUCUCAAUUUCAAACAAGAUACUCUUUCAGUUGUCCAGUAGAUGGAGUCUAUGGCAACUACGAUAUUUCUCCUAGGUUAAUUUUAGUUAAGAUGCGUAUUUCUUUAGCUAUUGGUUCUUGUGUAGCUUUAUUUCAGGUAGGAGCACAGCCCUUGGCACCUAUCAACACCUUAUUUGUCUUAGCUUCUGUAUUAUUGGAUGUAGAAGCUUGAUUCUAGGUGUGCCAUUUUCUUCAUUGCCAGAUUUAAGUUAAAUGAGUGACAGAGGACCUCAUGCCCUGUUGGGCAUAAUGGGAUUGGACCCUGGAACUUUCAGUAGAAUCUUGAUUUUGAUGUGACUGAUUUUCAAGCUUAAGAGAUUAUUUGGCACAUGAAAGAGUGAUACUUAAAUGUUGCUAUAGCAAUAGUACUUAAUCUCAAAUGCACUUUUCAAUACCAAGUACUUUUUAAAUUCAAUAUAGCAGUAUUAUUUUCAACCAUGGCAUUGGAACUAAUUUUUAAUGUGUUGCCUAAGAGUAAUUUUAUACUACUUAUGUUCAGAAUCCACUCCUUUCAGACAUAUCAUUUGGGAUGUCGCACAAUUUCUAUUGUGAACCAUUGUUUAAUUACAAUUAUGUUGAUCGGAUGAAAAAUCAAUUGAUUGGAAUAAAUGAAUCUCAACCUA